This is a messenger RNA of Anastrepha obliqua, 1836 nucleotides long. RefSeq lists its product as uncharacterized. The coding region runs from base 89 to 1153 and encodes 354 amino acids. The record is from RefSeq and is a predicted model, not a curated record. NCBI's taxonomy places the organism in Eukaryota, Metazoa, Arthropoda, Insecta, Diptera, Tephritidae. The transcript has a single exon.
AGAGUAGAUUUUAGAUUUCAGAUUGAGUACCAAGUAGCCAAAUCACAUGCAUUGUUGUUAAAAUCAAGUUAAUAAUUUGUUUAAAGAAAUGUCUUUAAAAACUGCACAACACCAAAACAAAUGCUAUUGCAAUAGCGUUGCAUCAACAUGUUGCAACAGCCAUGUAAAUUGUUUCAAGCGCAAAGCAACUGGCAGCGGAAGUAUCUUUAGUGUUGCAACAAUCAGUAAAUCUAAUAAACAGCAAUUCAAUACAAGUGUAGCAGUGAAGAGCAAACAAAAAACAGAUUUUGUAAAAAAUAAUCGUAAAGCAACUGCCGCCUUCGAAACCAAAAAAAAUCGGCGCGGAGCUGGUCACUCCCAUACGCACAGCGGUGCCGCCGCCACCGCCACCAAUUUCAGUCGACGCAACUCCGCCGCCACCACAGUGACCUUCUCUACACCUUGUGCCACACCAGCGGGAACGCACAGCUCCAGCGCCUUGACAUCCAAACAAAUAACACCGUCACCUUCACCAACAACCAUUCUAAAAGCGACACCUGCAACCAUGACAACACUGGACGAUGAUUUUUGUGCGCUGAGCGUCUCAACGAAAAGUGAGCGCGGCAGCGAUUAUGACAGCGCCCUCAAACAAGAAUACACCGAGCGACGACGUUACUAUGAAAGCGCAAAACAACUAAUGAAGUUGAUGUCCUCACAAAGUGACAACCUUUCGGCGCUAAACAUAAUGAGCGGCGGAGUUGAUGGUGUUGGCGCCAGCCCAAGCGCGUUCGAGACGGCAGUGGAUACGGAACGUUUGCGCACAUUGCAACAAUUUCGUCUACAAAACGCUAACGAAUGCUUUAGUGUACAUCGACAGCUGGAUUUAAAAUUGCCGGUGCGGCAAAAGGAGUUGGAACAGGGCGCUUCUGCCCAACAUACGCGCCAUUUGUGGUGUGACAAGCCUACACAACUUGCAGCUGUGAAACGAGAGAGCAGUGCCCCGAUUGCGGGAGGCGCGAAGAAGUUGCAAAGUACUCCGCUUACACCGCAUACAGUGCGUCAAAAAUUAAUGCGACUACGCUUGGAAGCGGAGGAGAUUGGGCGAAUGAAGCCUGGUCGGAAGUUCUAUGGUGUGAAGGAUAGCUGUGCAUUGCGAUAUCAAGAAACGUACUGAUAUAUGUACGUAAAAAUAAUACUAAUGAUAGCAAUAAGAAUAAUAAUAAUAAUAAUAAUAUAGUAAGUAAUAGACGUCCAAAGAUGAAUUACUUAGAUGUGAGAGAUUAGCGAUAUUCAAAUCAAAACCUGUAAAGGGUGUGCUUCCUUUCCAAAACUGCUAUAAAACACACACCGUAACGCACAUAUCAACUUCCUAUUCAUUGUGGAAUACAACUUCACUCAAAUAACUGCCUCGCAGUAGAAUAUCGUGUAAGCUAAAAUUUUCAAAACCUAUUAGCGCUCUUCAGCCUCACGAAUAGUUCGGCAAUAUUCGUUUUAAGGGUACCAACCAUUCCUGGAUUAACCGCAUAACAUCGACUUUUAGUGAAAAAACACAAAAAGUCUGAUAGGAGCUCCGAGGCGACGAUGGCUGUUAAUAAGAUAACCGAAGGAAACUAAAAGUGAGCCAAAGAUCGAAUGCUGGGCUUUUCGUAUACGUGAACGAAACAUAGAUUUUUCGCAACAUAUCAGAGUCCAAGAAAUACUACAAUUGCGAUUGGGAACUUGUCACAAUUUGGCUCUUUUCGAGAACGGUUUUGCUCCAACUUUUUAGAAGGUCACAUUAAGUGAACAAUUUUUUUUUUAUUCAAAUUUGGUAUUUACAGUCGCUGGUGUCCGCGACCUCGCGGUCUGUGUGAAAAG